Messenger RNA from Porites evermanni, 14473 nucleotides. Lineage: Eukaryota; Metazoa; Cnidaria; Anthozoa; Scleractinia; Poritidae. The record is from the annotation of a GenBank genome assembly.
AUAAUAAAUAUCAUUAUCUUGUCAACUUUCAGACGAAAAAGCAAAUGGGAUGUGCCAUCCUCAGAAAAUGACAGUAGUUCAAGCAAUACCAAUUUAUCAGCUACAGAUGCAGCAAAAGAAAGGGCAGCAAAACUAAAUGCAAUGUUAGCAGCUCAAGGAAAACUUGCAAAAGGCACUCCACCUCCAUUCGUGGUAUGAUAUAAUUGGUUUAAUUUUUCUACAGCACUUCAAUCUAAUGAUCAAGGAGUUUUUUCGUGAUAUAUAAAUUUUGAUUGUACAUUUACAGGGCCAACCAUCUCCCGCAGCCAAACCGACAGCAACACCUUCUCAGGCAUUGAAUAAUGGCAAUAAGAACCUCAACCAAGAUUUAAUAACAGCUGAAGUUGAGAUUAAUGAUUCUCCAGCACGGUAAGAUGUCCUUACACUUUCCUUAUACAGUAUGCUAUAUACAGUAUGUGUCAUGUAUUUACAAAAUUUAAUACUGUAAAUCCUCUAAUAAGCCCUCCCUUCUCGUGGGAAGAAAGCUAUUAGUCAAUCACGACUGUAAAACUUUGUGUGUACUAAUCAGGGAUGUUUUAUUCACCAACUGACUGUUUGGAGAGGUUAGUUUCAAAAAAGAAGUUGUACUAGAACUAACACAUCAGAAGUGGGUAACACAAAAACUGGUUUUUAUCACCUUUAUGACCUUCUAAUAAAGUUUGAUUACUCAGUAUGAUUUACUAACUUUGCUUAAUGUAAACAAAUGUUUUUCAUCAAACUUCAUGUAUAUACGUGUUUAAUAAAAUUAAAUAUUGUUUAUGUUCCCUUUUUCCUUCUUUUGUUAGAAACUUCUUAUGCCGUGGCACAACACAAGAUGAGGUAAGGCUCCAUAUUAUCAUCACAUGUGCUUGUGUUUUAUUUUUAUUAUUUUAUUUUAUAAUUUUUGCCACACAAAAUAUGUACAUACUGUGUACUGUAUGUGUAUGUCGUGGUUCAAUUUUUUGCUUGGUGUAUGAAUUUGUUGGAAUAUUAAAGUGUUACAUGUGGAUCAUAAACGGGGUGGAAUUUUGAGUUGUCCUUAUGUUUUAUAUAAUUUAAAUAAAAUCAUAUACAUGUAUCAUGAUGGUACCUGCUAGUUGCCUAACAACUGGCACAAGCAGAACUACAUACCUAAACUUUUGAGGUUGUAAUUUGCAAUCAGGAAACUCAAGUAAAUUAAUUUGGCCUUCUUUAUGGUAGAUCAAUCGUUACAGUGGAGCAGCUGUAUCCACCAGGGGGAAAUUUAUGACUGAUCAAGAAAAAAAGGAAGCUGAAGGAACUGGGUAAGAGUUGCUCAGAGAAUUUAUCUUCUCUGAGUGUCUUCUAUCAUAUGCACUCAUAUUUAGGAGAUUGGCACAAUAAUCAGACAUCUCCGUCUGGGACUUUUGUAGUCAACCAUUGCUUCUUUAAUAUUUGCUCAAAACACAAUGCUUUGUACAGUAGAGGGAAAAGUGAUGGUAUUAAAAGACAAGCUAAGAGUGCCUUAUACAGCUUAUAUCUUCCUCAAAUUUUCAUGUUAAAAAAAUGUUCUAUGUUAUAUUAAUGAAAAUUUGCAUGUGCUGAUUGCCACUUGAAAUAUAUUUGUUUCAGAGUGAAACCACUGUACCUCUGUAUUCAAGGACUCACACAAGAAAAAGUUGAUUGUAAGUUAUUGAACAGCCUCAAGUGUAAAAUGUGAAUAUUAGCAGAAUAGUAACAAUAGACUUUAUUGAUUAAUAAUAAAAUGACAACGACAAAUUAAACCUUACUGGAAAAUGUUUGGAAAAAAAUACGAGUGUUUUUUAAAAUUACAAAUGUGCUGUUUCAGUGGCCACAUUUUAUAUGUGGAGAAUGUCAAUCAAACUGAAUCAGAAUGGAUUAGCUUGACCUAACUAACCCGGGAAUUUUUUUUAAUAGGGAUUAAUAAAAAAGACCCUUUCAAAAUUGCAUUCCAUUUGCCCCAAACCCAUUUGCUCAUCAGGCGGUAGCUUAACCCAUUUUCUCUAGCAUGAAAUGUAUAUCGGAAUAUCUCUAUUUCUUCUGAAUGGGAUGCCAGUCUAUCGCAGGGUUACCAUCAGUGUUAAUUUGUGUAUGUAUACCCUUUUAUACACCUCGGUGGAGUGAGAGUAAAGUGUCUUCUCUAAGAAUACAAUGUGGUGACGUAGCCCUUGCCAACACCAUUCUGAUCUGAAAUCAUCACUUUGCUUGCAGUGGCUGUGAAGCGAAUAAUGGAGAUCAUGAAUGGGGCACCAGUAGUAGACAUAAAUAGCAGUCAAUCAUCUCAGCCAGGAAUGCCUCAGCCACCGAGAAUGCCUGUUCCUGCCCCCAUGCCAACUCCUGUUUUGAACCAAACUUUAGCAAUAUUUGACCGACAGCCAUUGCCACCAGGGGUAAGUACAGUCUACAUUUAUGGGAAGCAACUCAGGGGGUGUAAGGAAAAGCUAACCAGGCUUUUUUAUUAGUCAAGCCAACUUUUUUAAUCAACUGCACCUUCAAACUUGCCCAUGUCUUUGUUUUCCAGAGCCAUUUGAGUGAGCUAGUGGUAAGCGCUUCUUCUGCUGUUGAAGUUGGCUGGCAGAUGGCUCUUAGUGACAUUUCUUAGAACUAUCUCCUUGUUCUGAGAAAAAUAGUUCCUGAGUAAUCCAGUAGAUGUGCUUUUUUUUGCAGAUGCAUUAUGUUCAAGAGAAAGUGUUUGUUGGGCUAGAUAAUGCCUUGCCAGAAUUUAUUGUAAAGGACAAACUUCAAGGACCAGGGGUAUGUCUGUAGUCAUCCUAUCUGUUGUUGUUUGUGGAGGAGCUUCAGGCUAAAUCAUUUUAAGACUAUUUUUUCAUAUUCAUUAAAUUUUACAGCAAUGUAGAUCCAUGGUAUCUUUUGCUCAACAUCAUCCUCGGAGACCCAGGGGCAGAUAGUGGGGAUGAGGGAAAGUCUAAAUGGACCGAAAAAUAUGGCACGAAGAAAAGUAAAGAACGGCGAGAAGAGCCCCUGGGGACAAUGUCUUACCAGACCAGUUCCAAACGGUCGCCGUUUUCUGGCACCAAUCAGAAGUCAGAACGGCGGCGACCGUUUGGAACUGGUCUGGUAAGACAUUGUCCCCAGGGGCUCUUCUCGCCGUUCUUUACUUUUCUUCAUGCCUUAUUUUUCUGCUGGUUUAGACUUUCCCUCGCCCCCACUAUCUGCCCCUGGGUCUCCGAGGAUGGCUCAACAUUGCAUAAUGAAAACAAUAUUUUUUCUCGCUCUUCUUUUACCAGGGAUCCUAUUUCCAGCACAUUUGCACGCAAACUGGAGCCAAGGUAUUGUAACUGUCAAUCGCUAUCAUCCAAUUUAAACAUGUGAUUCUCGGUUGAAAAGUACUGAUUAUUAUAAAUUGUUAUAAUAUAACUUGCAUCAUGAUUGAUAAAGGUCACCUAUAAUUAUUUUAAAUUAUAAAACUACUGUUCCAGGGUGUAGUGACUGUAGAUCUGUUCAACAUGGCAGACAAUAAUCUGUACAUGUUGUGAAUGGCCUCGACAUGUUAGGGUGAUUAUUGCCAUCAUUCUUGUUUCAGCUGUCAUUAUUGUUAUAGUUAUUGUUAUUAUUAUUUGUUGCUCUAUAAUUAUUAUUAAAAUAAUUGUUAUUAUCAAAAUUAAUAAUUAUUAUUACUAUGAAAAAAAUUUACAUUACUUGCCAUUUUGGGAAGCUGUUGCCUGGCUUUACUAGCCGAAAGCAGUUGUGCAGGCCUACCAAGCCCCAUUUUCCUUGGCAAAUGUUGCCUGCCUGUCAGAAUUGAUUGUUAUUAAAACAUGCUAGCCCAAAGGGUUGCUCCACUGGUCUCAGGCUAUCAGGCAGCAUUUUAUUUUCUGUUAUACUGUGUGUGUUGUUAAAAGUGUGUCUUUUUGUUUUUACCUUACUCAAGACAAAAGAAUUUUCGUAAUAUGGUGUCCUAUCCGUUUCCACUCUCACAAUGUUGUGUUAAACUUGUAAUCAGCCCAGACUUAUUUCAAAUUAUUUUUUUAAAGGUACAACUUAGAGGUAGAGGAUCUGGAUUUAUUGAGCCAACAUCUGGUAAAGAAGCUUUUGAAGCUCUGUAUAUUUACAUAAGGUAUGUAAAAAUUCUCUCUUGUAGCUACUGUAACCUUGUAAUUUUUCAUCAGCUUUAUAAUAAAAGCAGCACUGAGAAUACUCUCCCAUGGGCUCUUGUCAGUGUCCUCUUGAUAGUGGUGUCUGCUAAAUUCUGGUUCAUUUUACAGUAAAAAUACAAAGAAUAGUUGGAGACUCAAUGGUACUUGGGGGGUCCACUUUAUUGGUUUCACAUUAUUGUGAAUGUGUACAUUCUAUACUACAUGAUAUUACUGAUAUAAUGUUACUAUUAUAUUCUUGUUCUAAUAAUAUUUACAGCUCUUUUGAGUAUUUACUCAGUUAAACUAACAUUCCUAAACUCACGGGAUUUAAUGGUGGAACCUCAAUAUGACGAAGGGCCAAGGUUUCAUUGUGUUGAUGUUCUUUUCCACAUUUUUUACUAUAACUGUGGUGAAGAAUACCAUUUGUUAUACCAAGGACUCCAGUAUGAAGAGGUUUGUGAUAUGGGCACUCCACUUAUUCUGUUUAAUGCCAAUGCUAUUUUUUUUUUCUCACUUCCACAGCCAUAGUAAGGUCGAUGGCUUAGCAGCAGCAAAGAAAUUAGUGGAAAAUCUUAUAGAAACAGUGAGUUUCUAGCUUGCGUCAUUUAUUAGAUCUAUUUUAAGACAAUACUCUUGCAUAAGGAAUGUUGAUUAUUACAUGUAACUAUGAUUUUUGAAUGAGCUUGUCUUGAGGAUCUUGAGACUAAUGAAAAAGAGAGAUAGUGAAGGAUACAGUAGAAUAGUCAGAUCAUCCUUCUGAUCAAUCACCACUAAUUGACGGUCUGUUUAUUUGGUAUUGUGUGGUUCCAAAAAUUAUCCAUACCUCCCCCACAUAAGGGAUUUUUCCUUAGACCCCCCCCCCCCCCCCCCUCCUCCCCCCCCCCCCCCCACCUCUCUGGAAAUUCCAGUCAAGCUUCAUACAUUUACUCAAAUUUUUGGGCCUUCGAGAAUCCCCCCUCCCCGCCAGGAAUUUCCAAUCCCUUCUGUGGGGGAGUAUGGAUAUUUUCUGGAACUACACAUUGGUAAUAUAUGCAUCAUUAUAAGUUUCUGGGAAACUGCCCCCCUACCCCUCCCCUAAGCCAACAUUAACACUUCUCACUUAUGGCAAACCAAUAAUAUUAUUUUAUUAAUUUACACAAAAUGAUGAUUGUUGUUACUUGUAAUCCUUUAGGUUCAUACUGAAUACAAAGCAUUUGAACAAACAAGAAGAUCACAUUAUGGAUAUUCACCUUACAUGAAUGGUGGGUUACAAAAAGGAAAGAAAAAACAUUCAAAGGGGCUACAUCAUGCUCUUUACUAUCUUAAUAAAAAGCUAAAAGGUGUCUUUGCAUCAUGUGCAUUGCAAAAAUAAUAGCCCAGUUUUGUUAUUGAACACUAUAUUUAGGUAAUGAAAAUUUUUUAUGUCGCCUGUUGGACAUGGAUUGAAACUUGAAAAAUUUGAGCCAUUUUUAUCAAUUUUUAAUGCCACGCCUGCAAAAAUCACCAAAACAUUGUUAUGGUUAAGUGCUCCCUAAUGAAAUUAAUUUAACUGACAUCUUCUUCAUAAUUCUACAGGGGCAUUUUGCAUAAGGGUAAAGACAGAAGUUAUGACUUCAGCACAGAAUAGACCUUUGUUACGGGGCGGCCAUUUUGCCUCAGGAGAUUUAAAAAGCUUUGUUUAUGCAUGGCACAAGGCUAGCCAUGCAUAAACAAAGCUUUUUAAAUUUUCUGAGAUAAAAUUGCCGCCACAUGACAAAGGUUUGUUGGCCUCAAACAGCAAAAUCCUCGUGACAUAGUUCCGUUACUGUAACUAUGCUCUUGUUAAAAUUCCAGGCCCAAGUCCCUGAAAGGCUGAUUAGCACUAAAUCCAGGAUUAAACAUUUUGUUCCAUUUUUGUAUUUACCUUCCUAUGCAUUGCUUAGAGUAACAUUCUAUGUUAUCAUCAUUGAGUCUUGUCAUAAAGUGUAAGCUCUAGUGACAUAUUCUUAGUCAAGACAAUCCUGCUUAAAAUUUGGCUUAAUCCUGGGUUUAACUUAACCAUCUUUCGAGGAACUGGGCCCAGGAGUUCGAUUAGCCUCAAGCUUUGCCAGACUUAUGGAUUCAGCUAGAGGACCCCUCUUAGUAGCAAACAGCUCUGACUUGUACUUAAAUGAUGCAUAAUAACAAGGCACAUAUAUAGUGGAUAUUACAUGGUGGCGCGAAGAUAUGAAUUUUAUUUUCGAGUGGCAAAACAAUAUUUUACUCACUCGCUGCGCUCAUUCGUAAAAUAUUGUUUUUGCCACGAGAAAAUAAAAUUCAUAUAUUCAAGCAGCCGUGUAAUGUUCUUUCUAUUAUAUAGACAAAAAGACAUUGAUAAAAUAAUAGAGGGAAAUGACCGAAAUGAUGUCAUCGAUAAACUCACGUGUGAGAUUAUGGAAAAUAAACCACUCGGGUCCCGGAUGUAGUUUUUAUGAAUUUUACGAGUGGUAUAUUUUCCAGUAAAACACUCGUGUCUAUAUAAUAAAAAGUAAUAAUAAAUUUAUUAAUGUAUGUUGAAAGGAGGGUUAAGAAAGUAGAUGGUGGUUUAGAUUUCCCAUCUGCUGAUAUUGCCCUCCAAUAAAAAGCUAGUCAAAUUGAACGUGUGCUGCUGUAAAGUUCUUUGCAACAUGUACUAAAUCUUGCCAACAUUAUGACUCCACUUGAUCCCUUCUACUUCAAACUCAGUUAAUUCCAUUUUCCUGCUAUUUCAAACUGAUCAAUAAUUUUACUUUUUGUUUUUCUUUUUGCUUUUUGUCAUCAUUAACAGUUUUCUUUGCUUUACUUUUGUAACAGUUGGAAAUCCACCUGCACAACCUCCUUCAGGAUACCAGGUCUGUAAAAUGAAAUCUUGAAGUUAUAAAUAGAUAUUCCUGAAGUCCUAUGAACUAUGAAGUAGUACAGUAUUAGUCUGUGUUCACUUGUAUUUUCUUGUCAACUCAAUUUAUUUCAAGUGAAGUACAUGUAGCACUGUCAUGAAGUUCUUGGUGUAUUUUUGUCAAAAUAUGAUCAGUGAGUGUUUUUUAUUGUUGCCAAGCGCCAUCUUUAACACCAAAGAAAAGUCUUUAUGUGAAUUAAUGUUAGCAAAACAAAUAACUAUUUCUAGCAAUUCUUCAGAAACAAUGAUGUGCCAUUACCUUGCUCAACUUUAUUUCUCUUCCGCUUGGUUCAUUGUCAUUGUCUUCUUUCCUCUUGUUUCCUCUCCCCUUAAUCUUUCUUGACCUAGUCAUAAUAUAUCUGUUUAGUAGGAACAUUGUAAUGAUUUCAGUAUCAAAGCGUAGGAGUAAUUUACAUGCAAUACCCUCCUUAAUUUCCAGCCUCCACCCUAUGGAUAUCAACACCCACCCCCACAUGGUAAUGGCUUUCCCCAGCCUGUCCAGCCUCCUCCAGUGCCUGGAUACAUGUACAACCAUCCUCCUCAUGCGCCACUACAUCAGGUAUGUGUUAAUACUUCUGUUUAUGAGAAUUAAUAGAUCGGACUUGAGUCCUUGGAUCCUCGAACACAAGCACUUCUUGAAGUGAUGAACAUGCCUGCCCUAUGACUUGUUGGACAUUUUUUUAAAAUCCUCACAAUAUUUUGUUGUCUUACCCGUGGUCAUCCUCGGAGACCCAGGGGCAGAUAAAGGGGGCGCGGGAAAGUCUAAACGGGCUGAAAAAUAUAUAUAGAACAAAGAAAAGUAAAGAACGGUGAGAAGAGCCCCUAGGGACAAUGUCUUACCUGUCCAGUUCCAGACGGUCGCCGCCGGUCUGGGUUCUGAUACGUGCCAGAAAACUUGUGUUUUUCUGGCACCAAUCAGAAGCCAGAACAGUGGCGACCGUUUGGAACUGGUCUGGUAAGACAUUGUCCCCAGGGGCUCUUCUCGCCGUUCUUUACUUUUCUUCGUUCCAUGUAUAUUUUUCCGCCCGUUUAGACUUUCCCUCGUCCCCACUAUCUGCCCCUGGGUCUCCGAGGAUGACCCGUGGUUUGUGUGUGACCUGUGAAUUAUCAUUCAUGUGUUCUUUCACACUAGAAAAGUCUCUGGCACCCAGAGUACUAGCAUGCAAGCAUAUUAACGGUCAUUUUGUGCAUCACUGUUGUCAUUGUUUAAAUAUAUUUUCUUUUAUUUACAGCCUGUUCCACCACAUGCUAUUCCUCCUCGCUAUGGUCCUCCACCUCCUCCAGGUACGCAUGAGUGGAAUGUUGGCUAUUUAGAAAAGUAACUAAAUGUAGUGUCCUGUGAAAACAGAUAAUUAUUGUCCCUGAACCCCAUCUCAUGGCUAUGUAUGAUUGCAUGACAGAAGGUUGGGGGUAAAACUAAACUAGCUUUGAUAAUUUGAUUUUUCCCCGAAAAAUGGUCACAAUGUUGCACUUUAAACAUAAUUUAAAAGCAGCAUUAUUUGUAUAAAAUUAUGAUGAGUUAAACAUAACAGUUCUGCUGUACUCUAACAUUAGUGGUGGCAGUUUCACCAGUGUAAAUCUUAACCUUGUUGUAAUGUUAUUUCACUUGUUGUUGUAGUUGCAGGUUAUCCUAACCAACUGCCACCCAAUAUGGGUCCUCCACCCCCAAGAGGACCAGAACCACAUCAUGGCUACCCUCCUGGACCCCAUCACCAAGGAGCACCUCCACCUGGCCCACCACCAAUAAGGCCCCAUCAGGAGGGCCUAAAGCAACCUCCCCCUCUUGCACCUCAUAUGGUAGGUAGCAUGUUGUGUCAUGUCCAAAAAACUCAUUUUAAUGUCUGUCAGAAUGCAAAUGCAAUUUUGUUUCCCUUUUGCUCUUGUUGAUGGCAUUGUGAAUGUUUCUAUGUUAAUUGGUAGUUUUUGUGGUUGUACCGGUAAUCUAAAUAGCAUACAUCGAAAUUUUAUAUGGAAACUUUUUGUUUUGUAGUGUUUUUUUAAAGUAAUUUGUUAACCUUUUGCAGUGUUUUUGUUUUGUAUUCAGUGUAAAAAAGAAAUAAAUAAAAGCUGUAAAAUUACAAAAAAAAAAUUAGGAGUGCAAAUGUUAAAUUUGCUUCUUUGUUCUUGAAGAGACCACCAAGGGAAACUGAAUGUCAGUCUCAAGAUCAAGGCCCAGCAGCAAGGUAGGUACAUUGCAUGUGUUGUGAUUUCAUUAUUUUUAUCUUUUAUUCAAAUUAUUUGUUUAUUUGUUUAUUUUUUCUUUCCAUAAACUUGUAAAUAAUUUAUGUGAAAGUACUAAAACAUGCUCAAUAAUAAAACAAGAUAAUACUGCAUAGUGAGUGUCUUAAAUGACCAUGUCACAAAAGUACCGUAUCUAUUCGAAUAAGCGCCCAACCUCAAAUUAGCGCCCACCUCAAAUAAGCACCCAUCCUAAAGGCAGAAAAAGUUAAUAAGCACCCAGCCUUGAAAAAAGUGCUCAUCCCCUCCUCCUCCCAAUCAAACUCAAAUAAGCGCUCACCCCCACCCCACCCACUUGAGUGAAUAAAUUCUAAUAAGAAACUUCCCGAGGAUGGAGUUUUCUUCAGAGUAUUUUACAGAAACCUUUCUUUUUUACUUCUUCACGUUUUGUUAUUAGCAUUUAUUGUUUUGUUGCAAAAUAAACAUACUUCACUUGCUGAAAAUGGUGAAAAUUUAAUAAGCGCCCAGCAUUGAAUAAGCGCCCACCUUGAAUAAGGGCCUACUCUCAAGGUCAAAAAAUUUAAUGAGCGCCCAGGGCGGUUAAUCGAAUAAAUAUGGUAAUCAAACUUCAAAUGGGGGGAACUGCCACCAAACUGAGUGAAACAUCAAAAUAACUUCACAAAACAUUAAAUGAAGGUAUUAAUAACACAGCAAAUACAAAAGGAGGGAAAGGUGGACAAACUUGAAGAAGAUUAAAAUGGAUUACAUUUAUAGCUAUUCAAAGCUUUUUCGCCUAACAGUUUUUCAAAGUUCAUUAUUUUUUGUUAUUUGUAAAGUUUGUUAUAAUGCUUGGGAGACAUACAUACUUGUUUCACGCAAACCUGUAAUAAUAUUUUGCCAUUCCCAAGUUAUUUCUCAAGAUCCAUUAGGAGUAAGGAAACCAAACUAUCAGAAUGAGCCAGACAACCGUAAUUCAGCCCCCUUAAUGAAAAAGGAAUUUUUUUUAUUGUUUUGUAGUCACCAAGAGCAGUCUCAGAGGGGAAAUGGACCACCACAAUCCCAAGAUCCACCCAGACGAAAGUUCAAAGAAAAGGUACUGUGUCUUGCACAUGUAAGUGGGGCUAAGACCAGCGGGUUGUUUACUAAAGACUACUGUAGCAACUGGUGGCUUUCAAAUAUGAGUUUUAAAAGUGGGUGUCAUUUAGUGUUGAUGACAGAUUUCCCGCCUGUGCAGAAAUUCCAUACUGAUGACGUUUACUACUAAGAUCUGGGUAGUGCGUCUGAUUGGUCGUGCUGAGAAUUGCUUCAACCAUCACAAGCACUACCCAAAUCUGGGUAGUGAACAUCAUUGGUGCAAAAUGUCUUUAAUUUUUUUCCUCAGGCUAAAUGUUCAUGUACCGUACAUGUAUUGUUGUGUCGCAGUAGUUGGCUUUAUCAAGAAUGUGCUUGUUUAAGAACUCCCAUAGCUCAGUCGGUAGAGCGUUGGGCCUUUGGUCCAAAGGUUGUGGGUUCAAACCCCACUGGGGGUCAGUGGCAUAAAUUUACUGCAAGUGUGGUGCUGCCCUUUGUUCCACCAAAGAACUAGGCUUUUUAACAAAAUCAGAUUCCUUGUUUGAAAAAAAAGUUAGGAUUAAUAUUAGGCACUUUUAAUCUGGAGAAAACCUGUCCCGUUUAGAAGGGUGACCCUCCGAACCAAGUCAACUUUAGCCAGCGUCUAUAUGAGAAUAGAGUUGUCCCCUUUCCCGAGUCAACAGCGCUUGUGCGUGCUCUGCAAGGGAUCUGAUUGUCUAAAACAGCACUUGCGCAUUCUCUGAUCGUCUCACCUCGACGAAGUUGACCUGGUUGGGCGAGAAUUAGGGAGAAUUUGUCCUGGCUAGAUUGGUGAAUCUACCAUCACAAAAGGGUGACCCAGCUAGGUGGGUCGCCUUUCUAACCGAGUCAACUUUUUGUUUCUCAUAUAAACGGUUCGCCAAGUUUUGUAAGGAAAUGUGGGAAAUGUCGGCUCGCUCAGGGUAGUUUGGGUAGGCAGGUGACCCUUCUACCUGGACAACUUUUCUCCAUAUAAAUGGUGCCUCAGUGAACAAAUAGUAAUUUAAUAUUGUGAUUGCAACUUAAAAAACUCUAGAAAGUUAUUUCGCAUUAUGUCCCUCCAUUACAUUAGCAUCUUAUUGUUAAAGAACAACAAAGAGUUGCUUCCUUUUUUGGCCUCUUUUGUGUGGAGCAUUUUUAAUUCUUGAUUUUGUCUUUUCACGUGCUAACAUGAUUUUUUUUCUUUUCUUCUUUCCCUGUAACUUGAUAAUGUUUGUUCAAACACGAAUUUAGAUUCCAUUCAAAGCUUCUACGCAGGAUUACAAGACAGUAGAAGCCGACCCAAAACAUCAGGUGCACCGGGCUCCUUAUUUUAUUGUUUCCUUUGCAGGAAUACUCAGUAGUUCAAGAGUUUGUUUUAUAUUUGUAGUUCAGUUUUAUGUAGCAAGCUUUUGGCAUUCUUCUCCAAAGAGCUGGAGGUAGUAAACGUUGUGAAAAAACGCCAUGAGAAAGAUUCGGAACUUUCGUUUGCUUUUACACUGACUUUAUGAUUGUUUGUUAUUUACAUGGACAAACUGGUCGGUUCACCUUUUGGGAAAUAGCAAACAAAUCUGGACUGAUACGUCCAAUUACCGAAAAACGACAAAGAAGGCCUGAAAUCGGUAUCAGUGAUGGUUUUGAAGAAGUGGAACACAAAUUUCCGCUUCGAGCAUUCCGUUAGGGAAAACAAGACUACCUUUUCAGAAUUCCUGUUGCUCCUUGAAAUAUUCCAUUGAAACGAUUCUGAAACUCGUGUUUCGUUUAUUUUUCGACUGGAUUUUCCGAAAACCUUGUAAAUAACAAACUCUGGAUUUCCCUCUUGUAGUACGAAAUAUAACUACCUGAUUGGUCGCGUUCCAACUAAUCGCAUUGAGUGACAUAGAACAAUCGUAAUCCAUUGUUAGAUUAGCAAUUUAGUUCCGUUUUUUCCUCAGAAUCAAACAUUUUAACCACCCCCUACAAUUUACACACCGGCAAAGAACGAAACUUGCAAUAACUCAAGUCUCCUAGUGUUUUACUAAUGCCUUUUCUCACUCCCACCAAACAGGAAUUAAGACUAAUGGCGUUUGCUAACAUGUCUGUUCUUUCUUUCCUUUGCUGAUUGAUGACUUUCUUCUAGGAGUCCUCCAUCUUAAAUCCUUCCCUAGGUGAAGGCCACCGGCGUUCUUCAGCAGGGAGCAUGCCGCCUCCCCCAGCCCUCGCACCGUCCUUGAAAACCAGACCAAAACAGAGUGAGUUUUCAGCACCUCUGCCGCCUAAAGAUGCGAUGCCUCCCCCGAUAGCUCCUGUGCGCAGCCGAGCACCAGGUAAGGUCCACUUGAGUUAAAUGAAGGUAAAGGUCCUUUGUUUACGUUGGUAGCUUGUAACAGUACUCAUUACACCAGAGAGCUUUAGAUUCUAAGACCACGGCGACUACAAGGAGGAGAUGUUCUCGGAUCAAAAACUGCCUACCUACCCCUCCCCUAAGCUAACAUUUUACCCUAAAUGAGAAGUAAGUCUUAAUGUUAGCUUAGGGGAGGGGUAGGUGGGCAGUUUCCCAGAAACCUAAAUUGAUCCAUGUUCUCAAUACUAAGUAGUGCGCGCGGGUGAACCAGCGUCAUUUUGGCGGGAAAACGUGAUAGCGGUCGUCAUUUCGCGACGGGCAUUAGCGAGGUGCCGUAGUGACGGAAACAAGUUAUCAAGCGUUAAAAGUUUAUCAUUUUGCUAUCCGGAGAGGGAUUAACCUCCUUAAAUAAAAAUAACUGUGAUAACUUCUCUGGUGAAAAAAGGAGAAUGAAACUUUCAGGAGUGUGGUGGUUGAGAAUACGCGAAACAAAAACUCAAAUUUCAUCCUCCAAUCUAUAGGGUCUUUAAGAUGCCACAACGGCGACGACAACGAGAACAUCAAAAAAGCGAUAGGUUGAAUAGGCAUAACAAAAAUUCUGCGCGUGCAUCACGUCUUUUUUGUACAUUUCUUUGCCGUCACUACAUGACUACGACAGGAAAAUGCCUAAUUUCAAGUUUUGUGGAGGACGUAAACAAGCGACGGCUAAUUUUUUUUCCUCUUUCUGAACUUGAAUAUGGUUCUUAGGAAUUCGGCUCAAAAAGGGUUCGCUUGCAUUUGACAAAGUAAAUGAGUUGGAGUGAUCGCGAUGGAGAUUGAAAGAACGCAAAUUCAGUUUUUAAGCGACAUUUUCGUGGCCGUCGCAGUCGUGAUAUCUUAAACUCCAUUAUAAAAGGACUCUACUGAGAAACCCGAGGCCGACGAUGCUCCGUUUUACGGAUAUGUAAAGCAACUUAAAGGUACAUGGAAACUGGAAUAAAGUUGAAACAAGAGCACACCUGAGAAUUGAACUGAACCUCCCUCACAGAGUGCUGAUCCUUGUUCCUUAGUGAAGUAGGGUUUCACUAGGAAAAGAGUGAAGGAUUAUUGAGGCCAGUAAAAUUUCGAUAUUAACAAUACAACCACCACCCACCUUCCUUUAGAUUUAUCUACCCCAAGACUGGCGGUCUUUGCACAACGUUUUCUACGCCUAAACUGUACCUUCAAACUUACUAAGCGUGUUUUGUUUUACAGAUCUUUAGUUUAAGCAACCAUAAGGAAAUUUCUUCUACAUCCCAUGACGUUGAGUCAAUUCUCACCCGGCGUAAACUUCACCGACUUUUGCGGUCGCAAAAAAACAACCAUAAAAACGUCCAGUCGCAUGAAGCCUUGCUAUUUUAGAGCAAUAUUUAUGUUUUAAGAAAUCUCAGGUGCGAUCUUGAUGACCUUACGUUAUUACGGUGAUAUUACGGUGACUCAAGUCGCGGCUCGCGGGGUGCCCGCUUUUGCAGUGGUUGGAAUUGACUAUAAUGGCAGAUGGGAUCUAUACCGGUGUUGUUUUUUCUUUGAUACUAAUUUGUGUUUUAUUCUUGUUUCAUGUGAACCCUGUGGACACUCUGAUGAUGGUAACUUAUAAUUACUUCUUUUCUGCCUUCUUUUUUCUGCUCUGUUAUCAUUUGUUUCCAUGUGUUGUGCUGUGUGUUUCUCAUAACAGCAGGAAAGCGAGAAGCAGCGACUUUCUCACAACCCGCACCUGUUGCAACAAAGAAACAAAAAACGGAGGACAGCGCAGCCAUGACGUCCUCCGCGAUAGCUUCAUUGGUAGCUUACGGCGAGGAGGACUCGUCAGACGAGGAAGGGUCAACUUCACCCGAGCACAAACAGGUUACUCCGCAGAAGAGAGAAGAGGACAAGAGUCGGCAGGGUGCCAGACUGCCUUUUUGGGCCGUGAGACGCUAG